Molecule: messenger RNA, 1603 nt
Organism: Cottoperca gobio
Lineage: Eukaryota; Metazoa; Chordata; Actinopteri; Perciformes; Bovichtidae
Gene: ninj1
Product: ninjurin 1
Exons: 3
Coding region: 222-659 (145 amino acids)
Biological process (GO): cell adhesion; tissue regeneration
Cellular component (GO): membrane
Source: RefSeq, a predicted model, not a curated record
GCCUUUCCUGUUUAUACUACUCCUAACGGCCCACUGCUUUCUGAGGACGGUCGCCCCCCUGUUAGAGGGGCGGUAGCCUGGAGCUUUUCUGCCCUCUUGUCGUCACCGCAGCCCUUUAUAUACAGUCUGUGCCUGUGCCCGCCGGCUGGACCACUGACUCCUCUGAAGCUCACGCUUUAUACACACCACCCUAUUCUGGAUAUAACGCGGUUAUUAACAAGAUGGCUACGGAACACUUGGAAAUGAACGGUGGUGCUGACCGAAACGGCGAGGCGGAGGUCCCGCUGCGAGGCCGCAACAGGAGGCAACAGGGGCCUCUGAACAUGAACCAUUAUGCCAAUAAGAAGAGCGCAGCAGAGAGCAUGCUGGAUGUGGCUCUACUGAUGGCUAAUGCCUCACAGUUGAAGGCUGUGAUGGAGCAAGGACCAGACUUCACCUUCUACGUUCCCCUUAUUACUCUCAUUAGCAUCUCCCUCAUCCUACAAAUCACAGUGGGAGUUCUGCUCAUCUUCAUCGUUAAGUGGAACCUGAAUGAUGAAAGCAUGCACUACAAGCUGAACAUCAUGGAGAACUUUGCCACAGCCUUCGUCUUUAUCAUAGUCGUGGUCAACGUCUUCAUCACAGCCUUUGGUGUCCAGCGGCCCAAUCCAAGUUCUUGAUCACUUUACGUGACUCUCCAUGUCUACUGAUCAACUUAGUGAAGAUGGACCUCCACAUUAUUUAUGCAAAUGAACAGGAUAUUUAUCACUUUACUAAAUAGCAUUGCAGGUGCCUUUCUGUAAUUCAACAUCCCAGGCUUGAGGAGACCCAACAUAACCUGAGGAUCAGUUGGUGUGUGUGUGUGUGUGUGUGUGUGUGUGUGUGUGUGUGUGUGUGUGUGUGUGUGUGUGUGUGUGUGUGUUAGAGUUCCCCUCCUCUCUAACCGUGGCUAUGGUCAAACGUUUGGUCAGUUUAUAUUUCAUGAUGCAAUUCACCGGUUUGUUAUCUCUUAUCAUGCUCAGGUUGCUGAUGCAAAUAAAUGAUUUGCCUUUACUUAUAAAAAAACAUAUCAGGAGCAACAUAUUGUACGUCAGUCACAACCAUUGUGAAUGUUUCCUGAAAGAAAAUACAUUUUACUGUUAUUUCGAAAAUGUGUCCGUAUCUGUCAGUCUAAACCCAAUCUAUGCUUUCAGCUUUAGAACAAAAGACAAUAACGUUAUCAACACAGCAUAAUCCAAAAGACAUCCCUAAUAGCAAGUCCAUCAGGAGCCAUUUUGUCCUGCUGACGCUCUUGAGGCAUUACAUAAUAUAAGAGCUUUAUUAUUAUGGGAGCAAAUGUUUCAAUUGUUUACACGGUUAUAAACCUAAACCAAUUACUGAAGUGUACCUUAUAUGCUUUGUUUUUUUUAAGUGUUAUGCAAAGUCUUGUGUGUUUAAACUAAUUUAUCGAUAUGUAUUAGUUAUUGAAGUAUAUAGGGUACAUGGUUAUUUUAGGCUUUUCUUUUAUAUCACUGUUUUGAAGGACCAAAUAUUUUCAAAGCUUUUACUACAUGAUCUUGUAUUACACACUGUGACGACUGUUUUAAAUAAAAUGUAUAAAUAAAACUACAGAAGUGAUAAGAUG